AGAAUGUAUCGCAAAACUGUUGUUUUUUUGUUUUGGUAUUUUCGACUACGGUCACACUGUCCCUGUCUGCAAAAUAUUUUAAACAAAAAGUGCUUUUAAUUAAGUAAUUUUGCCAGCCAUUGUUUAUAUUUGUGAUGUUGUGAGGCUGUUUAACGGUUGUGCGACGACCUUGUUCGUUGAGAUAACGGGUUAUUGCAGUUUUUCGUGGCCUUAUAUCGCUAGCCCGCUCGCUCCAAGGCAUUCGGCAUCUUCGACCUUUUGCUUCUGCAUUUCCACACACUCCCGCACUUUACACACACAAUUAAUACAUUAUUUUUGCGCUGGCAUUAUAAGAAUCGAGAAUGUACGAGUGCUGAUAUUUUGGCAGCGGUUGCAACCCGCCCCAUAACCGAUUUGUGCAACAUGCGGCAGGUGGGGAAUGGUACUGCUGCUGCUCCUAUCGCAGAGUUCUUCUUCUUAUCUAAAAUCCAGCCAGGAAACAAAAACAACAAAGGACGCCACCAGCUGCAUGCCCACGCCCACGCCUACGACCACGCCUACGACCUUAGCACCACCCCCGCUGCCUACGCCUUUGUUUUCGAUUUAUAGUAGUCAUGCCAACAACAACAACAACAACAACAAUAACAACAGCAACUACAACAAAAAUCGAAGAAAAAAUUGCCGGAAUAAGGCAAGAAAAUUGCGAUACGCCAAUGGCGACUCCAACAAAAACAACAACAACAUCAACAACAACAACAACAAAGGCAAGGCAAGAAGAAGACCAAGAAGCUACUGUGGCACCGGCAGUAGCGGCAUAUACUGCCACCAAAACGGCAGCCAUCUCAAAGACAACAAUUAAAAAGGCCACCGAGGAUCAAGUGGCCCAACAGCCGACGGCGACGGCGACUGCGACUGCGACGCCAACGCUGCUGCCACUGCUUGCAUCGGCGGCUGCAUGCCACAAGCCGUUGCUCUUUUGUAGACGUUUCCAGGAUAAACGGAACUUUAGUUCACUUCCGCUAUUCGUUUAUGCCACAUCGCCGUCCACGCACGCCCACUCGGCCGACGGCGUGGGCGUGGCCAAGGAGGCAGCCGCUUUCAGCCACAAGAAUGAGGCCUUCGAUCUACCCGCAACGCAUGGCAUCAGCAAAACGGACGGAAGCUGCAUCAGCCACCACAGUCAAAGUAACGGGAACGGAAGCGGGAAUCAUCAUCACCAUCUCGUUGGACCCUUGCGCACCACUGACCUGGCCAGCGGGGCCAUGGAGUGCCUGCCGAUGAGCAGCGGUGCCCACCAUCCCCAUCUAAUGGCAAGCGCAGUGGCGGCAGCGGCGGCGGGAGGAGCUGUGACAGCGUCGCCCACAGCGACCGUGGUCGUAGGGGCCACAUACCCGCACCACCUGCACCACCACCACCAUCUUAGCCACCAUACGCCCUAUAGCAACAGCUACGGCAGCCAUCACAAUAUCCACAGCGAGCAGACCAAGUCGCUGCAGGAGCUGCAGCACGAGGUCGGUGCCCUGCUGGAGUUCCGGGAUCUGGUCAUCGAAACUUUUCCCGAUCUCAAGCACAAGAUGGCCUCCAUGUCCGCCACACCAUCGACACCCACCUCUUCGGUAGGGGCCAUGGGUGGCAGUCACUCGGUGGGUGGCGGUAGCUCCUCAUUAGCCACCAGCAGACGCGAAUGGGAGCCAGGCAUACGCAUGAAGCGAAAAUUGUCGCACAAGGAACCGUCCACGUCGUCGGCGACGGCAGCCAACUCCUCCUCGGGGGCGGAGGCUUCGUCCUCGUCGCUGACACGCAGCCGUAGCAACUCGCACAGCGGCAAAAAAGAGCCAAAGAGCGGAGAGAACAACAACGGGAGCGUUGUCCAAGACUCCGGCUUCUCAACGGAGACCAGUUCCUCCAAGGAGGGCCACAGUGCCUCCUCCACCAACGGUGCUAUGACGCAGGUGGCCAUAGCGGCGAAUCGCCUUAGUUGCGCGGAAUCCGAUGAUGAGCUGCUUAACCUGCUGGACGUUAUACACCGCAAGUCGAAUCGCUUACGCGAGGAGGUGGAGCAGCUGCAGAGUUACGAGCGUCAGCAGGAGGAUGGCCAGAAGGGGGGCGAGAGCAAGGGAAGCGGCUCCAAGGCAAUGACGCCCCAACAGUUCCGCGAGCAGGUAGAGCGUCUUAACCGCGAGGACAUCAAACAGCUGCGCAAGGAGCGCGAUAGAUUGCUGGACAAGCUGGCCGAAAUGGAGGCUGAGACUCUGACGGGGCGCAUCAAGGCGGCGAAGAUGAGCGACCAGGUGGAGGAGCUGAUCGGCGUUAAGAAGGAUCUCGAGGAGCAGCUGAAGCUGGCCAUGGCGCAAAAGUUAGAGCUGAGCUCGCGGGUGCAGCAACUGCAACAGAUGCAGCAGCAACAAAGCAAGAGCUCUUCCAGCGCCAGUCAGUCGGAUUUCUCCAGUCAACGCAACUUUCUAUCCUCAGCCACCACGGUGCUCUCCAAUGGCAGUCGCCAAUCGGCUGGCAAUAGCAACACCAACAGCCACAUCCACAACACAUUCCAGCCGGUCGUCCUUGAUCAGCCAGCGCAGGAAGCAUUCCAUCAAAGCUCCAGCAGUGAUAUAGCAACCUUGAAGAAACAGCAGCAGCAGCAACAGCAGCAGUCCUUGGGUCGCCUCGAUGGCAUUGUUAGCACGCCGGGGGCGCGCAACUCCAAAUGCCGGCUAACAGAUUCCAAGCGCUUUGCGGCCAUUCUGCUGGAGACGAAUGUGCUGGAGCUGCAGCGACACCUGCUCACUCUGUCCGUUCAGAACCAAGUGCUGGCCCAGAAGCUGGAGUCGUCCAGCAAGUCCAAGACGCAGCUGACCAAGCGGCUGGACAAGAGCUUCGAGGAUUCCGAGCAUCUGCGCUAUCAGUUGGAGGAGAAAAACAUCGAGUUGGAGGGCACCAAGGCGCAGCUGCGCCUCGUGGAAUCACGCCUCCAGGCGAGCAAUAGCACCACCAAUUCGUAUUUGAACUCCUCCCAGCAUGAUUACGAGACGAAUCGCUCAUCGGCUUCCACCACUCUGAUGUUGAGUCGUCGCGGAGUCUCGGAUUCGGUGGACUCCACAUCGACGGCCAUGCCUGCCCCGCCAGUUACGCAAAUCAGCACGCCCAGCAUGAAGGCCAUGGUGCCGCUGGCCAUGGAUGAACUUCAGCAGCACAGCAGCAGUACAGAGUCGGCGCAUGAGCACGAGAAUCAGCAACAGCAGCAGCAGCAAAAGCAGCAGCAAGGCAUGCGAACGCCGAACUCCACACUGAGCAAGACGAUCACUGCGAGUCCUUGUCCCGUGGGUAGCAGCACACCCAGUAGUAUUGCUGCCCGUGUGAUGAGCACCAGUGUGGGCGGAGUGAGUCCGUUUGACUCCUCAAGCACCACCGGGCGGCAAAGUGCGUUCCGCAAGUUUAACAGCAACAGCAAGCCCAGCAAGAUCCCACUUCCGGGUAGCAAAGCGGCAGCUUAUUUUACGGGCAAACCACCAACCGGCAGACCUGCGACGGCGGGACGAUCGCCCCCAUCGGCGCACAACUCCAGUAGCACCUCAUACGGCAGCAAAUCCUCGCUAAGCCGAAGCACCGGCAAUCUGCAGAGCUUGAGGAGAGCGGACACAUCCGCCUCGAACCAUUCGCUGAGCACCAAUACGAGUCGGAGCUCAACCUCGUCUUCGAUUCCACUGGCCACCACACCCUAUUCAUCCGGAUCGACUGGCGGUAAUCGCAGCCAGCCGACCGGUGCAACAACUCCGUCCCCGCGUGUGCUCCAGAAUUCGCCGCUACCGAAGCUGAAACGGGAUACGAUCAGUUCGCGAGUGCGCCACUUAGACUCGCUGUCGAGGGAGGGCGGAGGAAAAGGCGGCAUCACUGGCGGCUCCAUUGCCGCCCAGCUAAGUUCGACGCUGCGCAAGGAUCUCCAGCUGAGCGGGAACUCCGCCGCGGGUGCACCGUACCACCACAGACGCAGUGCCCAUUCGCCGGCAUCCAAUUCGUCGGCCAGUGAACGGGGCCCGGCGCUGGGCGUGUCCAGGCGGUACAGUAGCGCCUCGACGGGGGGCAACGCUGGGCGAACGAUCGGGAGGGAUCAGGGCGAUACUCUGGGGCUAGCCACAACGCCCACAUCCAGCUUUGGCGACAGUGAUAGUGGCAAGUAUUUGGCCAACCCACCCGUUGAAAAGCCAAAUUUCCGUCCCCAUAACCAAAAUUGGCAAAUCUGGCAAACGAAUACGAUUGACGAGGGAUUCCCGCAUCAGAGGCAGCUUUACGAUGUGUCCGAGGAGACGGCCUAUGACUCUUACUAUACCCAUUACACAUCCCCCGAUUCCAUGGACUGUGGCAGCGACAAUCUCCUGGUCACCUUCGACUAUGGCUACAGUGACUCCAUUGAGGCAAGAGCUGAUCCUGAUCCUGGUGACUUUAAGGAUGAUCGGGGCGAAGGUGCUGAUCCGGAUGCGGAUGCUGAGGGAGCUAUUUGGUUCGGCACUCCGCCGAAAGACAAGAAGGAUGCAAAACUUUUCGAGGUGCAUCAUGUGCAGCACAAGAUGCUGGAUGAGAGCCUGCAGUCCCUGAUUUCCUAUGAUGUGGAUGAUUUUGAGGAGGAGGAGCUAUCCGAUACAGAACCGGAUCAGGAUGAGGAGAUCUUCUACGAUAGCAUUGAGUGCGUUUGAGUGUUCCUCUCAAUCCCCCAAAUCUGUCUAUCAUAUCUAAACUAGUCUUUGAUUUCGGUAAACUUCCUGCACACAUUUUGUAUAAUUAAUUGCCAGGCUAAAAGGGAUAACUACUGUAUGUGUAUGUGUAGCCGUAGUAUAGUGUUAUGUGACGUAGUGUUGAUUCGGUUUAGUUUUCCCAAGGGUCUUGCAUUGAGAGAUUGCAAUUGAAAUGAAUAAUCGGACUGAAUCGUUUGUUAUAUUAUACCUUCCCCCCUAAGCCCCCUAAGCAAAAAAAAAAAACAAUCCCUAAACCAACCGUUCAGGGCCUUAG
Messenger RNA from Drosophila ananassae, 4980 nucleotides. It is a transcript of the gene jvl, whose product is annotated as serine-rich adhesin for platelets. NCBI's taxonomy places the organism in Eukaryota, Metazoa, Arthropoda, Insecta, Diptera, Drosophilidae. The coding region runs from base 594 to 4667 and encodes 1357 amino acids. The record is from RefSeq and is a predicted model, not a curated record. The transcript is spliced from 6 exons.